UUGCGAACUUAAAAGCCACAAUUCUCGUCAAAAUUUUUAUUUUUGGGCGAAAAUUGUGCUUUAAUUUGUUUUUGCCAUGAGACUCGGAGCUCGUUUACUGCAACGCUUCUCGCGUUUAUCCACACAAUACUCCAAUUUACCCGACGAAUAUGUCGAAAGGGCUAUGGAGCAAGUUUAUUACCGCACACCGAAGGAUCCUCGCUACACACAAGCCGUAAUCAAGCGAAAAAAGUUCCGUUUCACCACAGAACGUCCCUGGACAGCGCAAUUUCAGCAAGCCAAUCUCGCCGGAUCGCUCCGCAAGAAGGUUUUCGUCGAGCCAAUUGCCGAAUGGAACAUUUUCCGUGGCGAUCGUGUCGAAGUGCUCGUGGGACGUGACAAAGGCAAGCAGGGAAUUGUCUCGCAAAUCAUCGCGGAACGAAAUUGGGUCAUUGUCGAGGGCUUAAACACGCAUUUUAAGCGCGUCGGGAAGAAAGGUGACUUUCCGGGCGUCAUAAUUCGUCAAGAGGCGCCUUUGUUGGUGACAAAUCAAGUAAAACUCGUGGAUCCGAGCGAUUUAGCGGCAACUGAAAUUGAAUGGCGUUACACGGAGGAAGGAGAAAAGGUUCGUGUCUCGACGAGAACUGGCAGAGUCAUCCCAAUUCCUGAAGCGAGCAAGGAAACGAUAGAUUACAAGGACAAAAGGCUUUACAAGGAACGCGAAAAAGACACGAAAGCCGAUGUCGUGACAAAAGUUACGUUCGAACCGCGCCUCGAAACGUUCGAGAUGUCAAUUAUGCGCGAAAAUGGCAUCGAAGAGGAACGUGUGCCUGCCAAAACUUAUUGGUACUAACACCCGUAGAUCGUAGAAAUUAAAUUUAGUCGACGUUAAAAAGCAUUUUUUGCGACUUUUAUUA
This is a messenger RNA of Culicoides brevitarsis, 896 nucleotides long. It is a transcript of the gene mRpL24, whose product is annotated as large ribosomal subunit protein uL24m. Gene Ontology annotation, molecular function: structural constituent of ribosome; RNA binding. The transcript has 2 exons. The record is from RefSeq and is a predicted model, not a curated record. Bases 77 to 832 code for a protein of 251 amino acids. Gene Ontology annotation, cellular component: ribosome; mitochondrion. Gene Ontology annotation, biological process: translation. NCBI's taxonomy places the organism in Eukaryota, Metazoa, Arthropoda, Insecta, Diptera, Ceratopogonidae.